Molecule: messenger RNA, 2003 nt
Organism: Anopheles cruzii
Lineage: Eukaryota; Metazoa; Arthropoda; Insecta; Diptera; Culicidae
Exons: 4
Coding region: 215-1150 (311 amino acids)
Biological process (GO): negative regulation of amyloid precursor protein biosynthetic process
Cellular component (GO): Golgi apparatus; plasma membrane; extracellular exosome
Molecular function (GO): amyloid-beta binding
Source: RefSeq, a predicted model, not a curated record
AGCAGCCGUGAAAAAGGCUUGCGGAAGCAUAAUAGAAAACAUCAUCUCUGUUGUGUCGGUGGCUUUUGCGUCGUCGUCGUCCAUUUUGGUGAUUCCACCGUAAUAGUGCCGUGCCGAUUUCAGACCUUCCCAGCCUACUACGCCUCCGCCGCGGAAAAAGUGAAAAGCGCAGCGAAGCGAGAGAGUGAGGUACACGAGGUUUGUGGCAAAGAAAAUGACCAUCCCUACCAAACCGACGGGUGCCAAAAAGGGUGAGAAAUCCAUUCUGCCCCUGGUUGCACCCAACACGGCCUCCGCCUCACCGAGUGCUCCAGCUGACGAUGGCGGAAACACCGCAUCCAGCAUCAUCCUGUUGCGCCGUGGCCGUCAGCUGUCUCCGGCCACCGCCGCCAUUCUGCUGAUGGUGGCCCUGCUCGGCUUCUCGAUCGGCACCAUCGGUGGGCUGUUCUACUUCCGUCAGUACUCCCAGACGCGCAACCACAUGCGGUUCCAUGGGUUCUGCAAGAUUCCGUACGACUCGAGCAACUUUGAUCCGCUGGUGUACCACGGCGUCAAUCCGGGCGUCUUUGCGGCCCUCCAGAAGGCCACGUCCGAGGAUUCGUCCGCCGACGACCAGUCGGGAGCGGAGAGCAACAACAGUAACGCGGUGGACGACGGUGCGGCUGAUCCGUUCUUCCGUGAAGAGUUCGAGCUUGGCCUGUCGGAUGAGGACAACUACUCGAAGAUCGAUGUGCCCCUGUUCCGCGGUCAGCGUCCGGCCCGGUUCCUGCACGACUUUAAGUUCAACCAGUCCGGCAUCAUCGAUAUGGCGAGCGGCCGGUGCUUCAUUAUGCCGCUCGAUCGCGAAACCGUUCUGCCGCCCAAAUCGCUGCGCGAUCUCAUCCAAAAGAUGCAGCGCGGUUACUACAACAUCGACACGAGCGUGCUGAAGAAGACGAUGCGCGUUGUCACCCCGGAACUGACCGACUACACGGAUGUUUCGCCCCGUAUCACCAAAGAGUGCGUUGACAUGAAGAUUUACGAGCUGGAGAAAAUCAUCAGCGGUGUUUACAAACGGUCGACCGAUAUCGUGGAGCGUGCCAAGUUUGCCGAGUUCGGCGGUAACCACAUUUCGCUCAUCGACAUCCAGAACCUAAACGAGCUCGACUAGAGCGGGAGCGGGAGCGGGAGUUAUGGCGGCCGAGUUGCGGCCGGAACGCAGGAUUGGUGGUCACGUUGAGCGAUGGCAGAGGAAUAUAGCGCGAAAAUUAACUGUUUUCUCUACUCCUGAUUGGAUUCUCUUUAGUGAGCGUUUUUUGUGGAACCACACACACCUUCCCUCCGAGGGUGUCGUGAGAACUGGUAGGAACUCGUCAAGAUAGCGUCAUUUGCAUCCAAUUUACUACUACUACUACUACUACUACUGCACUACUGUUGAUAAACACAAAUGCAAAGAGAGAAGACUAUUGAUGCUUUAUUUCCGGUGGUGUGUGUUACUCGAUGGCUCCGUGGCCCGUUUUGCCGAUCGCGCCUCGCCGCCCCUGUCGGAGAGUUUUAUUGCAAGUAUUUUCUUUUUAAUCCUGCACAAAAUGUGAUCAAUUGUCGUCGUCGUGUCAACCGAGUCGCUGCGCCUAACCGAUGCGCCCAACACACGCACCUUCACCUCGUCGUGUGCAAGACAUUCCCAAAGUUGUUACAAACUACUAUCUCUCAAGCAACAUUCACUCACCAUCAUCCUGUUGAAGGGGGGCACUCAGAAUGGUUUUCAAAUGAAAUGCGCAUAAGAAGCAGAGAACAAACUUACUAAACUAACCGUUAAUAUCUUCUGAAAAAACAAGGUUGGCGCCGGAUGGGCCCGGAGGCAGCGCGCGGGGAGAAGAGUAUGUUUAUUGGAAUUGUAAAGAAUAAAAACAUUCUAUUAGUAAAAAAAACACUGGGGGUUUGAAAUCUUCAAUGCCUUUAUUUAGGAUGCUUUAUGUUUGUGUGUCGUCGCAUUACUUUCUAUGCGUUUUACAUAUUACAAG